Maylandia zebra (zebra mbuna) is the source of this 1772-nucleotide messenger RNA. RefSeq names its product solute carrier family 22 member 7. Gene Ontology annotation, molecular function: transmembrane transporter activity. NCBI's taxonomy places the organism in Eukaryota, Metazoa, Chordata, Actinopteri, Cichliformes, Cichlidae. Gene Ontology annotation, cellular component: membrane. Gene Ontology annotation, biological process: transmembrane transport. The record is from RefSeq and is a predicted model, not a curated record.
CCGGAGAUACAGGAAGCACAGCAAAAUGAAAUUUGACAGCAUUCUUGCAGAAAUUAAUGGAUUUGGAAAAUUCCAAAUUGCUCUAGUCUUGAUUCAGAUCCUGUCUCGAAUUACUUUGCCAUGUCACUUUCUGCUGAAUAAUUUCAUGGCAGCUGUUCCUUCGCAUCACUGCAACAUCGAUGCUUUGGAUACUGGAGCUGUCUUUGGAAAUUUAACUUUAGAUCAGAAAUUAGCCGUUGGUAUUCCAGCAGAGCGGGAUGGGACUCCAAGCUCCUGUCAGAUGUUUUCAGAGCCCCAAUAUGAAUAUCUGUUAGGUUCAAACAGCAGCAAAGGCUCAUUUACUGUUCAGUGUCAAAAUGGAUGGGUAUAUGACAAAAGCACUUUCAAGUCUACUUUGGCAACAGAGUGGGAUCUCGUGUGCAGCAGAAAAGGUAUGAACAAGGCAACUGCAACCAUUUUCUUUAUUGGUGUUAUGGUUGGAGCCCCAGUUUUUGGGUUUCUCAGUGACAGGUUUGGGCGACGUCCUCUUCUGCUCGUGUCUUAUCUGGCAUCCUUGAUAUUUGCAGUGCUGAGUGCAUUCUCCACCUCGUAUGUAAUGUUUGUCAUCUUGAGAUUUUUUACGGGCAUGUCACUCGCAGGAAUAAGCAUCAUGGCCAUUGUUUUGAAUGUUGAAUGGUUUAGCAUUGAACACAGGACUUUUUCUGGUGUGAUCAUAAGCCUGGAUUGGACAAUUGGGAACUGGAUCCUGGUUGGCACUGCAUAUUUUGUAAACGAGUGGAGGAAGCUGAUUCUAGCAGUUACCUCCCCCCUGAUUCUGUCUAUCAUUGCUUGGAGGUGGCUUCCAGAGUCUGCUAGGUGGCUUGUAGCCAAAGGAAAGACAGAUGCUGCUCAUCAUUACAUAAUGAAAUGUGCCAAGAUGAACAACAGAUCCAAGUGCAUGGCCACCAUCACACCAACAACAUUACUGGAAUGUGCAGAAACUGAACAUGGCGCUAAGAAGUACACUUUUGUAGAUCUUUUCAGAACCCCAAAUAUUAGAAAACUUGCUAUAUACUCAGGAAUGCUAUGGUUUGGCGUUGCAUUUACAUACUAUGGAAUAACUCUGAAUAUCACAGGAUUUGGACUGAACCCAUACCUAACACAGUUCAUAUUUGCAUCCAUUGAAAUGCCCAUGAAGAUUGGCGUCUAUUACUUCCUGGAGAAAGUUGGGAGAAAGCAUGGCCAGAUGGGUUCCAUGCUAUUAACUGGUCUCUGUCUCUUCAUCAACAUCUUUGUUCCAAAAGAUAAAUGGACUGUUCGUACUGUUGUGGCAGUUCUUGGAAAAUCUAUGUCAGAGGCCUCGUUCACUAUCAUGUAUCUUUACACAACUGAGCUUUACCCUACGGUCGUACGACAAAAUGGCUUAGGCUACACCUCAUUUCUUGCACGACUUGGCGUGUCCAUUUCUCCACUCAUUGUACUAUUGGAAGAUCUGUGGCAUCUCCUCCCUGCAGCCACUUACUGUGCAGUGGCAGUUGGAACUGGUUUAGUUGCUUCACUUCUGCCCGAAACAUUAAACACCCGACUGCCAGAGUUCAUCGAAGAUAUUGAGAAACCAAGGAGACAGUCACCAAGGAAGGAGAUUCAAUAAGAAAAACACAGUCAUCAAUAAUAAGACUUAUAAUGAUUGGAUCUUAACUGAUUUUUAAAUAGUAAAGUUACCAUGUUACAACUUCAAAGAUCAUCAUUGUUGAAAUGCUCAACAAGUGUCAAUAAACGUAAUGUUAACACCA